GGUGUGAUGUUGUUGCCGGCUGCCCCGUUUGUUGCCAUUCGCGUGCGCGUGUGAGGGUUGUCCGUUCGGGUGGUCAUCUACACGUGGUGCGUUUCAUGGCAGACAUCUUCYGGCGGCUACCGCUCCUGUUACUAGCAUCUCUUCUGCUGCUUCUUCUCAUCCUUUUGCGCGCCUUCGUUGUGACGCGGCCUCCUGGGCGUAGACAGAGACGACAAGUGGAUAGGAAGACGACGAUGGACAGACGGGACAGCUCCGUCGGCCAGCAAAGACGUGUGAUUGAUUUCUCCAUUCCUGAUCGGCCCCGGUCUGGCCAUCGACCUGCCGCAUAUGACCCGUCCUUGUACAGUCAUCUUCCACCGCACAAACAUCCGCUACCGCCGGAUCCGGAGGACGCCUGGGUUGAGGAUCUGUCGCACACACUUCCUCAGGGGAGUGGAUCUACGCAGGAGUGGACGAGCAGGCAGUGUCAGCAGAGGGAAGCAGGGACGACGCGUGAGUCGUUCACCGCAUUGCUGGAGGAGGGUGUCGACAACGCCGCCACGAAGCUUGUGGACUUGGAUUUCGGAUUGUGCAGCGGGAGUGGUGCAAGUGGUCCGAUCCACGGCGGAGGGGUGGUGGGAUCGCCAACGUUGGGAGGAGGAUCGUCCCGUGUCGAUGGGCCGACGAAUGGGUGUCGUCCACCGGUCCCGAGUUCCAUGGGCGCCGGGCCACUUGGCGAGUUGUCAAGGGCAGUGACACCCAUCCGCCUGUCGGUGUCUUCGCCUACAAUGCGGCAGAGGGCGACCGCAAGUGCUGCAAUCAAUGAGGGGACUCCACUGGAAGACAUCGGGAGGCAGGCGUGGGAGAACUGCCACCUACAGAUGCGGCGUGCUGCCACAGAGAACAUAACCACCGGUGUGUCCAGGCUUCGUGUGGGGAGCGACGUGGAUGCGGACGACAACCGUCGGGCGAGUGGGGACGAGUCUCCGGAUUACCGUUAUGAAGAGGACGCGGAAGACAGUGAGGGGCUGGAGAUCCGACCCGUGGCUGCGCGUGGUGGGCGGAGGGGAGGACGCGGACCUCAGCAGAGGAGCGAGUCGCAUGGUGGUCGAGGAUCAAGGGCUCCUGUGGGCGACAAGGGUGGCAAGCACCCAGCUUGGAGUGUGGAGGAGAUGCUAAAGUUCGCUCGAGCGAAGCGGGAUCAGCAAGCUCAUUUGGAGGGAAUGCCACACAACUACGGCCGCAUGCGCAACAGGGAGUGGAAGCUGUUGGACCUGCAGAAGCGGCUGGCGGAGGUCGAAGUGGACAGGACAACGGACGACAUAGGGAAGAAGUGGGACAACGUCUUCCACCAGUACAAGAAGGUGCAGCGUUACCAGAACAUGUCCGGUGGGAAGAACUUCUUCACAUUAACUCCUGCAACGAGAGCGGACGAGGGUUUCAACUUCCGAAUGCCGCCAGCAAUGGAUGGUCACCGCCAGGUGGCCGUUGGUGGAGAGUCCUCUGCUGGUGGAGAGGGGGGUGAUGGCGUUGACAAAGAUGUGGGUUCAGCGCGGGAGACAGGGUUCAGUGCAGGGAGCACGGGCACUCCAGCGAAGAGGAAGAACAUGCGGCAGCAGACCUUCGACGCCAUCGCCGAAGUCAUGGACAAACACGGUGCAUUGAUGGCGGACACGGUAGAGGGUGCGAGCAAACGGCAGUGUAGCAUCCUGGAGCGGCAGUGUGACAUCCUCGACCGGGAGGUUGAAGCCCAAAAGCAGCAGUUUGACAUACUGGAGAGGCAUUACACGGCGUCCGAUGAGGCGAACAGGAUGAUGUGCACGGCGUUGAUGGAGAUUGCCAGAGCGAUAAGGGAUAGAUCUUGAUGCCGGUGGCGUGAGGUUUGUCAAGCCGUUGAAGU
Messenger RNA from Chara braunii, 1879 nucleotides. NCBI's taxonomy places the organism in Eukaryota, Viridiplantae, Streptophyta, Charophyceae, Charales, Characeae. The record is from the annotation of a GenBank genome assembly.